This is a messenger RNA of Miscanthus lutarioriparius, 2262 nucleotides long. The record is from the annotation of a GenBank genome assembly. NCBI's taxonomy places the organism in Eukaryota, Viridiplantae, Streptophyta, Magnoliopsida, Poales, Poaceae.
AUGUGGAGGCUCAAGGUCGCCCAGGGGGCCGGGUCAUGGCUAAAGUCGUCCAACAAUUUUCGUGGGCGGGCGGUUUGGGAGUUCAACCCCGAGCUUGGCACGCCGGAGGAGCGCGCCGAGGUGGAGAGGGCGCGCCGUGAGUUCACGGAGCGCCGCUUCGAGAAAAGGGAGUCCUCUGACCUCCUCCUACGGAUGCAGUAUGCAAAACAUAAACAUCUUCAGGUGGAUCCUCCACCGGCCAAGCUCGCAGAAAAUGUAGAAGUCACAGAGAAGAUCAUAUUAUCAGCAUUGAGGCGAGCCCUCGCUCAACAUUCAAGUCUGCAAGCAGAUGAUGGAUGCUGGCCAGCAGACUAUAGUGGCCUUUUGUUCAUUAUGCCUCUCUUGGUAUUCGCUCUAUAUACCACUGGAUUACUCAAUACUGUCCUAUCUAAAGAACACCAACGUGAGAUAUGUCGCUAUAUUUACAAUCAUCAGAAUGAAGAUGGUGGUUGGGGUAAACAAGUGUUGGGACCGAGCACCAUGUUCGGCUCAUGCUUAAACUAUGUUGCAUUAAGACUUAUUGGUGAAGAUUGCACGAAUGUUGCAUUGACCAAAGGACGUGAGUGGAUUUUGUCUCAUGGAAGUGCAGCUGCAAUUCCGCAAUGGGGAAAGAUAUGGUUCUCGGUGAUGGGUUUGUAUGAUUGGUCUGGAAACAAUCCAAUAAUUCCUGAGUUAUGGCUUCUCCCAUACUUUCUGCCAAUUCAUCCAGGACGAUUUUGGAUACUUUGCCGUAUGGUGUAUCUGCCUAUGGCUUAUCUGUUUGGUAAAAAGUUUGUGGGAGAAGUUACACCAACUAUAUUGGAAUUAAGGAAUGAGCUCUAUUGUGUACCAUACAGUGAGGUUGAUUGGGAAAAAGCUCGUGAUACUUGUGCCAAGGUGGACCUUAUAUAUCCAAAGACAAUGGCACAAAAUCUUGUAUGGACUUGCCUUAAUAAGGUUAUAGAACCAAUGCUGAAUUGGUGGCCAGUAAAUAAGAUAAGGGAUGUAGCAUUGAAAAACAUCAUGGAACAUAUCCACUAUGAAGAUGAAACUAGUAAAUACAUAUGUAUAUGUCCGAUAAACAAGGCACUAGAUAUGAUUUGUUGUUGGGCAGAAAAUCCAAAUUCAGAUGCGUUCAAACAACAUCUUCCAAGGAUAUAUGAUUUGCUAUGGCUUGCUGAAGAUGGAAUGAAGGCACAGGUCUAUGAUGGUUGUACAACAUGGGAGACUGCUUUCAUUGUUCAAGCCUAUUGCUCGACAGGUCUUGUCAAUGAGAUUGGUUCAACACUUCGUAAAGCUCAUGAAUUCAUUAAAUGUUCACAGAUUAGUGAAAACCAUUUGGACUACAAAUCUUACUACCGUCAUGCAUCAAAAGGUUCAUGGACACUUUCAACAGCAGAUAAUGGGUGUUCAAUAUCUGACUGUACUGCUGAGGCAUUGAAGGCAUUGCUAUUGUUAUCAAAGAUCUCUCCAGAUCUUGUGGGGGAACCCAUAAAAGGAGAAAGUCUGUAUGAUGCAGUUGAUUGCUUACUUUCUUUUGUGAACAAUGAUGGAAGCUUCUCUGCAUACGAGUGUAAGAGAACCACACCUUUGUUGGAGGUUCUCAACCCUUCGGAGAGCUUUCUGAAUAUUAUUGUUGAUUAUCCAUGUGUUGAAUGCACCUCAUCUGUGCUACAAGCUCUGAUUAUGUUUAGAGACCUAGAUCAUGUGUACCGCAAAGAAGAGAUAGGAAAUUGCAUUGAAAGAGCCUCCAGGUUUAUUGAGAAGGAACAACGAAAAGAUGGCUCCUGGUUUGGCAGCUGGGGUAUAUGUUUCACUUAUGGGACAUUCUUUGCGGUAAAAGGGCUAGCUCUUUCUGGAAGAACUUAUGAAAAUAGUGAUGCCAUCAGGAAAGCUUGUAGCUUUUUGUUGUCAAAGCAGCUACAUACAGGUGGAUGGGGAGAAACUUAUCUUUCUAGUGAAACUGAGGAAUAUGUGGAAGCUAGUAGACCUCAUGCAGUGAACACUGCAUGGGCAAUGUUAACCUUAGUUUAUGGUGGGCAGGUGGAACGUGAUCCAACACCAUUAUAUAAAGCUGCAAAAGAGUUGAUCAAUAUGCAACUAGAUUCUGGAGACUUUCCCCAACAAGAACACGUUGGGUGCUUCAAUAGUUCCAUAUACUUCAAUUAUGGAAACUACCGCAACUUGUACCCUAUAUGGGCUCUUGGGGAAUUUCGUCGUCGGCUUCUUGAAAGAAAGAAGUGA